CAUUGUGCCAGGAAUUCACCCAAAUUCAACAAAUGAAUUUUGUUUGUUUGCCUACAAUUUUAUUUAAUUGCCUUAACUUUAAUUGUUAUUUGCGGCUUUUAUUUGUGUUGCUAUUCACCACUGAUCGUAUAAUUGCAUAUGUUGUGGAAUUGCCCAAAUCAACAACAACUACAACGAAAAGAACAAAUAAUGAUAGACUCAGGCCGAUUAUUUUAGAUGAAAAUCUUUGUCCUCAAGGCUGGCUUAGCGGUGGAGAACAAUGCAUUCAAUUACAAUUUGUUGCUAGUGGAAUGUCUCAAUCCUCUAUAGAAUGCAAACGUUUAGGAGCUGAAUUGGUCAACGUUGUCGACGAAGAUGGAGAACCUUCACUACAAUUAUUGGAUGAUUUGUCAUUGAUUUUGGAGGAAGCUUCCAAUACCGGAGUUUCUAUGCAAAGUUGGCUUGUCAGUUCUGGACAUUUCUCGCCAGAAUGGGAUUCUGCUAAUGAAAGGAUUCGUUUUCACAAACUACCAAGAGAAAACAUUCACAAUAUGGAGAUUCUUGGAUUGCGCAGACGUCGAGGCCAACGACUAUUUGAAUUAACUCUACUUUCAAAUACAAGCAUCAAUCCAUUCAUUUGUGCCUUAAACCCGCUCACAAGGCGAGUUCUUCUCUAUCAACAAUUAUUAUUACCUCGUGGGGCACCUCAAUUUGUUGAACAACCACAACCUAAUGGAUACUUUUUUGACACAUCUUCAGGCUCAAAUCAUUCAUUUUUGUCAUUGCCAUGUUCUGCAAUUGGAAAUCCUACACCUUUAAUUCGUUGGUAUAAAAAUGGUGGAGAAGAGAUUGACUUAAACUCGCCUAAUUCAACAUUUAUUGUCUCUGGAGGUGCUUUGCUUGUGCCAGUAUCAAGGAUCCAACCGUCUCCAAUUACUUUCCAUUGUGUUGCUACAAACGAGCUUGGCUCAGUUCGAAGUUUAACCGCUACAAUUCGCCCAGCAUUCAUCGAACCAUUCCAAGAUUAUCGGCUAGAUGCUUAUCCACUUAUUUUGGGAACAACAAUGAGCGGUGGAGCGCGUUUGGAAUGUAAUGCACCAAGACAUUUUCCAACAUCUGAGCACACAUCAUCUCAACGGCACAAUUUUCUUCAAUGGCACCAACAACAACAUUUUCUACACUCUUCACUCGGCACAAUAAAAACAACUUUUAAAUAUCAACAGAUUAACAAUUUUAACUUCAAAAAUUUUUAUCUACUACAUUAA
Meloidogyne enterolobii is the source of this 1244-nucleotide messenger RNA. The record is from the annotation of a GenBank genome assembly. NCBI's taxonomy places the organism in Eukaryota, Metazoa, Nematoda, Chromadorea, Rhabditida, Meloidogynidae.